CCCUCAUGACAUUGACGCUAUUCAUACGGAAACAAAUUCGACUUGGCUUCCCUCCAUCUUUUCCCUUGCCUUGGAAACGGCCAAGAAAUUCCGAAAUUCUUAGAGACGAGUGCCAACUGCAAUGGCAUCAUCUUCUGAUUCAUGGACGCGGGAAUUUAAUGAUGCUACAAAGCUUUCUGAUGAGAUCAACUCUAUGAUAAAGGCGAGUCCUCCUUCAGGACCUGAUUCACAACGGCAUUUUUCUGCGGCUCGGAGAAAGGUCACAAUAUUAAGGACUCGCCUUGAUACUUUGCAGUCUCUUCUAUCAAAACUUCCAAGCACACAGCCCUUAAGCAAAAAGGAAAUGAAGCGCCGUCAUGACAUGCUUGACAAUUUGGUUACUAAAGCUAAUCAGAUGGCAACUUCCCUCAACAUGAAUACCCUCUCAAUCAGGGACAGCUUACUUGGCCCUGAAACAAAGCAGCCUGAUGUUGUUAGCAGAGCUACUGGGCUGGACAAUCAAGGUCUUGUCGGUUUUCAACGGCAAGUUAUGAAAGAGCAGGAUGAUGACCUUGGGAAAUUGGAGGAAAGUGUGAUGAGCACAAAGCAUGUUGCAUUAGCUAUUAAUGAGGAGCUUAACCUACACACUGGGCUUCUGGAUGACUUGGAUCACCGUGUUGAGACAACAAACACCAGACUUCAGAGGGUGCAAAGAAGGUUAGCUAUGCUAAACAAGCGUACCAAAGGUGGCUGUACUUGGUUGUUUAUUCUUGUCAUCUUUAUUGUGAUCCUGAUUGUUGGUAUCUUCGUAUUGGUAAAGUACCUGUAACAACCCUGUAAAUGCAUAAAAUACCAAGGAGAGGCCCAUUCAAUUUUUUUGCAAGAUCUUUGAGUACACUGGAUGGGAAUCUUGUGUUAUAAACUAGCGAAAAGACAUGUUAUACAUGUAUAGAUACAUUUACUAUAUAUAAGAACACAGUGAAUCUAGUGAUGAAAUUUUAAGGAUUCACUGCAGCUUGCCUGCUGUCGUGGUCUUGUAAAGUGACCGUAUGUUAUGAGUUUUAUUCAGACAUUGUAAUCUUCGAGUUACAUUUUUUAUGUUAACUUGUGUAACUUUGGAGAGCAAUAUAUUAGUGAAAUUAUAUU
This is a messenger RNA of Ipomoea nil (Japanese morning glory), 1125 nucleotides long. RefSeq names its product syntaxin-52-like. Gene Ontology annotation, molecular function: SNARE binding; SNAP receptor activity. The record is from RefSeq and is a predicted model, not a curated record. Gene Ontology annotation, cellular component: SNARE complex; endomembrane system. Gene Ontology annotation, biological process: vesicle fusion; intracellular protein transport. The transcript is spliced from 6 exons. The coding region runs from base 122 to 808 and encodes 228 amino acids. NCBI's taxonomy places the organism in Eukaryota, Viridiplantae, Streptophyta, Magnoliopsida, Solanales, Convolvulaceae.